Messenger RNA from Mixia osmundae IAM 14324, 4632 nucleotides. RefSeq lists its product as uncharacterized. The record is from RefSeq and is a predicted model, not a curated record. NCBI's taxonomy places the organism in Eukaryota, Fungi, Basidiomycota, Mixiomycetes, Mixiales, Mixiaceae. The transcript has 9 exons. Gene Ontology annotation, biological process: protein histidyl modification to diphthamide. Gene Ontology annotation, molecular function: DNA binding; 2-(3-amino-3-carboxypropyl)histidine synthase activity. Bases 1 to 4632 code for a protein of 1543 amino acids.
AUGCAAGCACCGCAAGCUUCGACCUCGCGAGGCGUAAGCUUGGCAGUAAGGUCUCCAAUCAAUGCCACGCUCGCGAACGAUCCUAUCUUGCUAUCGGCGAUCGACGCACUUUUGCCGAGCAACUAUAAUUUUGAGGUAGUCAAGACGCUCGAUCAGAUUCGCAAGUAUGGCAGCAAGAUGGUCGCACUUCAGCUGCCCGAAGGCCUGUCGAUGUGGGGCUGUGCACUCGUGGAUCUCGUCGAGCGUUUCACGGAAGCAGAAGCGAUCGUGCUGGGCGAUGUGACUUAUGGCGCCUGCUGCAUUGACGACUUUACAGCUCGUGCGCUCGGCUGCGACAUGCUCGUCCACUACGGUCACUCUUGUCUCAUACCUGUGGAUACGACUCAGAUCAGAACGCUGUAUGUCUUUGUUGAGAUCUCGGUGGACCGUCUGCACCUCGCAGAGACCGUGAGGCAGAACUUUCCUCGGAUAGCAAGGGAAGAAUUGCGGAGGCGUGAUGAAGUCAGCGCGGGUAAAGGCAAAGGACCUGCUUUGGCAAUCACAGACGAAUCGGUAGGCGCAGACCAAUUAGAAAGGAAGCCCUUUAAGAUGGCUGUCGUGGGCACCGUGCAAUUUCUCGCUGCAGUACAAGGUCUGCCAUCCGAUCUCGCGGACCUUGCGUUGGAUGGCGCCAGACGGUUGGCUAUUGAAGACGCGCCAGCCGAAGUCAGCACGAACGAGCAUGCAGCCGACCAAAUAGCGGAGGAGUUGCACCUGUUUGUGCCCCAAGUCAAGCCGCUCAGCCCAGGCGAAGUGCUUGGAUGCACUGCGCCACGUCUGCCGGCCGGAACGGAUGCCAUCCUAUACGUUGGUGACGGACGCUUCCAUCUCGAAUCAAUCAUGAUUGCUAAUCCAACUGUGCCUGCCUUCCGAUACGAUCCCUACGAGAAGCGACUUACUUUGGAGCAAUAUGAUCACGAGGAGAUGUCACAUCUACGUUCAGAUGCAGUCCAGACAGCAGCACAGAGCAUCGAAAAGAUCUCAGCUGCACCAGGUCAAGGCGCAGGCUGGGGCGUCGUGCUGGGUACCCUCGGUCGUCAAGGCAGCCUCUCGGUUCUCAAGUCAGUCACCCGUCACCUGGACGCAUCGCAUUUCGUGCCUAUUUUGCUAUCGGAGCUUUCACCCGCCAAGCUAUCAUUGCUUGCGCCUCAUCUCGAUGUCUUCGUACAGACGUCCUGUCCCCGGCUGUCGAUCGACUGGGGAUACGCAUUCCCGAAGCCAUUGCUCAGUCCUUAUGAGGCCAACGUGGCUCUUGGGCGCGCGAUCCGAUGGGGCAGCGCUGACCAAAGUGCUUACCCAAUGGACUUCUACGCGGACAAGAGCUUAGGCGAAUGGACGCCUCGAUAUGCAAUCGGGAUCAAGGCAGCAGAGAUGGCCAAGGCGCGGGGCCCUCCGUCGAUCGAGACGAAGCGUCAUGCUUCCCCGACCGCGCGUGGCCUCUGUUAUCGACUCUAUUGCUCCUUUACGACCUUGCACGCUCAAGUCUGCUCGCUCUCGCACCGCUUCACACAGCCGGUCGUCCGAUCGAGAAAGCGCUGCCAAGCGGAGAGCUCCUCUGCGAUAAGCUCGAGUCUCGCUUCAUCGCAAGACAAGUUGAACUGGACAAGUCUGUACUCUGCUCUUCAGCUCAUCAUCGACCCUCUUCGCUGUCCUUUAUCUUGCUUGGGCGGCUCUGCAGAGCGAGACAUGGAUCGUGUCAGCGGACAUGCGUACCUGUCUCACACGAGCUAUGGCGGUUUGCCCGCAAGCAUCGCUCAAGCUACCGCGGACCUCUUGACCUCUGGGCCAUUGCACGCACCCGCCAACCUCGGUAUACAGCCCACAACGAUGCCGACCGAGUUGCCAAGCUUCAAGAAGAAGCACAGACAGCAUCUCAUCGAGGCCCGUGAGGACCCUCCUGCUGCCUCUCCGUCGCCCAGACCCGGUCGCAAGGCAGCUCAGGCAAGUCUCGAGUUGAUGAAAAGACUCAGUCAAGACGACGAUGAAGAAGAAGAAGAAGAAGAAGAGGAGGAGGAGCAGCGCGAGGAGCCAGAAGAGGAGCACAGCGUCGAGGAGGAAGAUCCAGUGCAUCCGCUGACUGCGCCAGCCGGCCUCGCCGUCAGAUCGCCCGCGAAAGCCAACAUUCAGCCACAGGGACGCGCUCAAGGCGAGUCUAGCGGUGGCGCGCAUGACAAGGCGGAGCGAGCAGCGUGUCAGAACUCGAUCGAUCCCAAAGCGUCUCGCAAGCGCAAGCCAUCAGACGCUAGCCAUAUCGAGCAAACGCCGUCCAAAUCGGCCAAGAAACCGUCCGCUGCCCGUCGUCCGCUUACCAGCAAGCCCAAGACGCCAAAGCAGACGCCUGAUCAGAAGCAAACCGGUCACAACACUGGGCUACCGCAGAUCAGCAUUCCCCAUGAUGUGCCGGACGAAGCCGAGCAGUCGCCUCUGACAGACCUUUCGCCUGCUCAUGACGAAUAUCUGCCCGACACGACGCCACAAGCGGCGAAGCCAAAGCCGAAGCGCAAUCGCAGCUCAAUAUCCGAUACAGGCAAGACCAGAGUGACGCCCAAAGUCGGUUGUCCGACGCUCGAGGCCUUUUGGGAGCAGCAGCAGCAUCCCACACCGGAAGACCUCGACAAGCUCAGCGCCCAGCUCAAUUUGUCCAAGACACAGCUCAAGCGAUGGUUCAGCUCGCGAAGGAGCAAGCUAGCCAAGAGCAAGCUCGAGCAGAGGCGCGACAGAGAGACCUCGUCUGAGCUUUCGAGCGUCGGCUCAGUCUAUGUGCCGGACGAGCCAUCGACGCGUACCCGCUCAGCAUCGCCCGUCACAUCGCCUUGCCGUGCCACGUCGAGCAAGACGUCGAUCGCCGUUCCAAAGCUGGAUCAGCAUGCAUCUGCACGUGAACAACAUCACCUGCCGGUCGAUGCCAGGCAAGCGCUCAAUGCAAAGUACUUGCAGUCGCAAAAGGCGGCCAACACCAAGAAGGAUGCCCAGUUCUAUCUAACCAAGGAUGCGCCUGAACAGUGCUUCCACCCGCCCGAUCUCUCUGUCGAGAUCUCACAGCACUCUCAAGCUCGCUCGAUGGCCGACAUUGCUGCUGCAAACGUCCAGCGUCAGCGCAAGGCACAGGCUCAGGUCUCGCGUCGCAUCUUGAACGAGCGAGGUGUCUUGCAUGAGCGCGGUCUCACAUGCGAUCGCGGAUCGGCCGCGACCGGCACCGUUUUUCCGCCUUAUUGGCAGCAAGUCGCACUCUUCGAACAAGCAGGCUAUGUCCAUCCGUACGCGAUGCCACCGGGCGUGCCUCAUCCUGCUCAAGGUACCGACCUGUACUUCCAAUUCAUCCAGUGGCAGCAGAUUGAGCAGCAGCAGCGACGCUAUCAUGAGCAGAUGAUGCGUGCGCAGUUCGGUCUCGGACACUAUCCUUCAGCUGGCCUGCAACAGCAGCAGCAGCUAUUGCGACAGCAGCAGGAGCUCGAACGCGAACAUGGCAUGCAAAUGGGCAUGCAGCCAUCGCAAGUCCAGAGCCAUGCUGCUCAGGUUCAGCUGGCCAACAACCAAUACCAGUAUGCGCAGCAGCUGGCUCACGAGCAGCAGUUGCAUCAGCAACAGGCUCAGCAAGCCCAGGUGGCCCAACUGCAAGCACAGGCUCAUUCACAGGGCAAUGCACACGCCUUUGUUGGUCCUCAUCGUCAUCCGCUGGCUCAAGCGUCUGCUCAGCAGCAAUAUGGGCAGGCUGCUAACACGCUUGACGGUUUCGAAUCGCAAGCUCAUGCCUUCGAGCCUUCCGCGCCACGUCACGCCCGUCGGCCUUCCGAGAUGUCUGGCCAAAGCGGACAUCAGGCACAGCAGUUGGCCAGAGCUGACCUGAUUCUCGAUUCUGCUGGUUAUCAAGCUAUGUUCGGCUCCGUCGUCGGCCACUCGCGUCAGAAUUCGGAGCUCGCUGCACUACACCUUCAACAAACGCAGAUGACCGAUAGACGGGCUCAUCAGAUUUACCAGCGCUGUGGUUCGAGCGAGUACGAUGCCGUGACUAACCAGCUGAAUGACGCUGGGCGAGAUCUGGAAGCGUUCGGCGAUCCAUCGAUCAAUCGGGGUUUUGCUGAUCCGAGGGCAUUUGAGGCACACAACGAAUCCCAGACAGCAGCCAAUCCAAAUCAUCUAGCCGACACCACUCUCUAUGCACCACCUGAUUUGCUCAUGCCGACGCAGCGAUCGAUGGAGCAGCAUCUGCCGGCACCGACCGUCAACAAUGGACACCGCCACACGAACUCGUCUGACCUUCUUCGCUAUCAGAUGAGCAUGCCAUCAGAAGUGCCAAAUCGUAACAGCGCGUCGAGCCAUACAUGGGCUCGUACGACGCAGCCUGAUGCGCCAGACUUGCCUGUGCCCCAGCAGACGUGGCAAAGCUCACGCAACAACGCCGUACUCCAGCCAAGUCAGCAGAACCAUCACGAGCAAGAAGACCGCAGAAACAUGCCAGAUUCGCCUUUGUACGAGCGUAACGAUCAUACCUACGGCUCGCCAAAAGAUACUAUGCAUCCUCUGACAGAUAACAACAACGCCCAGGAUUCUUCGCUCGAUAUGCUGGCUGCGGCCGCAGCAGAGCGACGAUAG